UCAAACGCAGGCUGCUGUCUCACUGUGCCGCGUUUGUCAGCCGUCAACACAGGGUGCAGAAGGGAGCCCGAAAUGAACAAAUUAUUGACCAUGACGCACUUCCCGACCCACACGCCGCUCACUCGGGGUUAGGAGCGCCUCGACUAGGGAGAGAGAGAAGACUGACUCCAGAUGCAGGAACUGCUGAACGAGAUAGACAGGGGGGAGCUUCCCGGAGGUACUCUCUGCAUCUAGCCGUACCGGCUGCCCCGCACUGCCCAUGGUGACCGGAGCUGCGUAGCGGACCCAGGAGAACGCGUUCCGAACGAACAAUGCGGUCCCAUCCUCCCCGCUCCCCGGCGAACGCACCCCCCAAUCCCAAGUGUCCUGCAAAGAGAAGGAGGAUUUCUUUCCAUGGCAUGUUUCAUGGAAAGUCGAGAGGAAAACAGAAGCAGGAAGUGUCCAUCUCCAGUACCGAGAGCAUCCAUGCAGAGGUGACGGAGCCCGACAGAAAACCACAGGUGACCGACAGUCAGACAACCUUGACAUCUUCAGAUUCGGCGAAGAAGGCACCAUCUGGUUUUCUAGAAUGUCCCCUGUGCCUGGUGCGGCACCCGUUCGAGAACGUGCCCAAGAUUAUGACGUGCCAUCACCGCUCCUGCCUUGACUGUUUGCGCCAGUACCUGCGGAUCGAGAUUACGGAGAGCCGCGUGAACAUUAGCUGCCCGGAGUGCUCAGAGCGGCUGAACCCGCACGAUAUUCGAAUGAUCCUGAACGACCAGGCACUGAUGGAGAAGUACGAAGAGUUUAUGCUACGCCGGUACUUGGCUUCAGACCCUGACUGUCGAUGGUGUCCGGCACCAGACUGCGGGUAUGCUGUGAUCGCUUAUGGAUGUGCCUGCUGUCCAAAGAUCUCCUGUGGCCGGGAUGGCUGUGGCACUGAGUUCUGUUACCACUGCAAACAACUCUGGCACCCAAAUCAGACCUGUGACAGCGCUCGUCAGCAGCGAGCUCAAAGUCUGCAGAUUCGAGCAAAGCAAACAACAGUGCUGAACUACGGCCAGGAAGCGGGCAGUGGUGAUGAAAUCAAGCCGUGCCCACGCUGUGAGGCCUACAUCAUCAAGAUGAACGAUGGAAGCUGCAAUCACAUGACGUGCGCUGUGUGCGGCUGUGAGUUCUGCUGGUUGUGUAUGAAGGAGAUCUCUGACCUGCACUAUCUCAGCCCCUCUGGUUGCACGUUUUGGGGAAAGAAGCCAUGGAGCAAGAAGAAGAAAAUUCUCUGGCAGCUUGGCACUCUAAUUGGCGCUCCUGUGGGCAUUUCCCUCAUUGCUGGCAUUGCUGUUCCUGCCAUGAUCAUUGGCAUACCAGUCUAUGUUGGCCGUAAGGUUCACAGUCGCUAUGAUGGGAAAAAGACUUCAAAGCACAAAAGAAAUUUGGCGAUCACUGGUGCGGUUACCUUGUCAGUGAUUGCUUCCCCUGUGAUAGCAGCCGUCAGUGUCGGAAUUGGCGUUCCCAUUAUGCUGGCUUAUGUUUACGGUGUGGUCCCGGUGUCGCUGUGUCGCGGUGGCGGCUGUGGUGUCAGUGCAGCCAAUGGAAAAGGAGUGAAGAUUGAAUUUGAUGAAGACGAUGGGCCAAUAACAGUUGCUGACGCAUGGCGAGCCCUGAAGAACCCCAGUCUCGGAGACAGCAGCGUGGAGGGGCUGACCAGCGUGCUGAGCACGAGCGGCAGUCCUGUUGACGGCGUGAGCGUGGUGCAGAGCAACUGCAGCGAGACGGCCAGCUUCGCGGCUCUGUCGGGGAGCACGCUGUCUGGAGGGGCCCUCGCGGGGAGCAGUGUGCAGCACGGCAGCAGGCUGGAAACUCGAGCUGGAAGUCAAAAGCAAAACAAACUGCAUAAAGAUUCCAUCAGCCUUGGGGCAACCAGUGAUAACGCCAGCACCAGGGCCAUGGCAGGUUCCAUCAUCAGCUCCUACAACCCACAGGACAGGGAGUACAAUAAUCUGGAAGUUCAGGUUGACAUUGAAAGCAAACCCAGUCCCCUGUGUCUCACCAGUGAUGGCAGCAUCGAUGAGUUGCUUCACGUCCACUCUCAGUCAGUGGAGGGACUCUGCCACGAGGAGAAGGACAGUUCUUUCAUGAGUGACAACAGGGACUGUAUCGCGAGCAGCACCUGUGAUGUCACACUUGCUCAACCCGAGAGCAUCAGAAGCGAUGGAAACAGCACAGAUACUCAGUCGGAUGACGUGCCUGACAUAAGCUCUGAUGAAUGCGAUUCACCCAGUCCAAUUAAUGGCAGACAUUUGGAAAUCACAGAUAUCAAGCUCUUAGACAUUGAGAGUUUGGAAUGUGAUGAUUUUGAGCAAAGGGAAUGCACUCUUGAACAAGAUGGGCAGCAAAUAGAGACUGUUGUACAUUACUUUUAAGCCAUCCAAUCAUCACUAAUUAACCAACUCACAACACGCACCUUAUUCAGAAUAUUGAAAUUUUAUGUGUCUAUGUUGUUUUAAAUAUACAAAGUGUACCCUGAGUAUCACAUUCUUGAUGCAGUAAAUAAAAAUGUUAAUCACUUACUUUCUUGAUGAAA
Molecule: messenger RNA, 2563 nt
Organism: Mobula hypostoma (lesser devil ray)
Lineage: Eukaryota; Metazoa; Chordata; Chondrichthyes; Myliobatiformes; Myliobatidae
Gene: rnf19b
Product: ring finger protein 19B
Exons: 11
Coding region: 312-2402 (696 amino acids)
Biological process (GO): protein polyubiquitination; ubiquitin-dependent protein catabolic process; positive regulation of proteasomal ubiquitin-dependent protein catabolic process
Cellular component (GO): ubiquitin ligase complex; cytoplasm
Molecular function (GO): ubiquitin protein ligase activity; zinc ion binding; ubiquitin conjugating enzyme binding
Source: RefSeq, a predicted model, not a curated record